GUGUCUGUGUGUGUGUGAGAGGGACUCGGGCCCUGAGGGUCGGGGCUGUGGCCGCGGACCCCGCACAUGGGGAAGAAGCGGCGAGGAGGCGGUGGGGGGGCCCUGGGCCGCGCCAUCAUCAGGGACACAAAGCAGGCGGCCCGGAGGGGCGGCGGGAGCGACUGCUGGCUUCACACAAGUGAACUGAACGAUGGAUACAACUGGGGGCGGCUGAACCUACAAUCAGUAACUGAGCAAAACUCGUUGGAUGAGUUCCUGACCACUGCAGAGCUGGCAGGAACAGAGUUCAUAGCCGAGAAGCUCAAUGUCAAGAUCGUCUCGGCAGAGGCCAGGACAGGUUUGCUGACAGCCGAGGAAAGCCACAAUAUCGAGAAACUCCAUGAGGAGAACAAGCGGUUUCUGUGCAUUCCGCGGAGGCCUCACUGGGAUGAGAAUACAGCAGCCGAGGAACUGAAGCAGGCAGAAAGGGAGAGUUUCCUGGAGUGGAGGCGCCAGCUGGUUCUGCUGGAAGAGCAGCAGAAACUGAUCUUGACGCCAUUUGAAAGGAAUCUAGACUUCUGGCGGCAGUUGUGGAGAGUGAUUGAGAGAAGUGACAUUAUUGUUCAGAUUGUUGAUGCCCGAAACCCGCUGCUUUUCCGGUGUGAAGACUUGGAGCGCUAUGUGAAGGAGGUUCAGAAAGAUAAAGAGAACAUGAUCAUCCUGAACAAGGCUGAUUUGCUGACCCGUGAACAGCGGAGAGUAUGGGCGAGCUACUUUGACAAAGAGGGGAUGCGUGUGGUUUUCUGGUCAGCCACUGCAGAAGGGAAACGGCUGGAUGCAGAAGCCAAGGGAGAAGAGCUGGAGAAAGAAAUGAAUGAAGGGAGUGAGGAGGAGAUAGAGAGUGAAGGAGAGCCUUGCGGUCAGGCUAGUGAUGAGCCUGGUGAAAGCUCAUGUCCUGCCUGCAGUAGCGCAGAUGAAGAUGAUGAUGACAGUCAGUAUGAAGACUGCGAGGAUGAAGAGUUUUGGGAGACUUGCUCUGAAGACGAAAAGGAGUGUAAUUCAAUGAGGUCUGACACCAGGAGCCAGACUGCUGUCACAGCUCUAAAUAAUGGCUCCUCCGCUGCUGGUUGUGUGGAGGCUGAUGGCUAUGGCAGGACUGCAGGUGCCGCUGGCUCUAACGCAGCACAAUGUAAGAAACAAUUUACCCGCAAUUCCAGUCUGUUAAUCGAGAGAAAUGAACUAUUGGAGAUUUUCAAAACUAUGCACCAAGGGGCCCGAGUGAAGGAUGCAGAAAUCACAGUUGGCUUGGUGGGUUAUCCAAAUGUUGGUAAAAGCUCAACAAUCAACACUAUCCUUCGCAAUAAGAAAGUUUCUGUGUCUGCUACUCCAGGCCACACAAAGCAUUUUCAGACGUUGUAUGUGGAGCCUGACUUGUGUUUGUGUGACUGUCCAGGCCUUGUGAUGCCGUCCUUUGUCUCUACCAAGGCAGAGAUGGUGUGCUGUGGAAUCCUACCCAUUGAUCAGAUGAGGGAUCAUGUGCCACCCACCUCUCUAGUCUGCCAGCAUAUUCCCCGGCAUGUUUUGGAGGCCACCUACGGAAUUAACAUCAUUCGGCCCAGAGAGGACGAAGAUCCAGAUCGAGUGCCCACUGCCGAGGAGUUCCUGACCGCCUACGGAUAUAUGAGAGGUUUUAUGACCGCACAUGGACAGCCGGACCAACCCAGAUCGGCUCGAUACGUUUUGAAAGAUUACGUGACGGGUAAGCUGCUGUACUGCCACCCUCCGCCUGGCAUUGACUCAGCUGAUUUCCAGUUCCAACACGACAGGUUGAAAGAGCCUGUGAGUGGGCAAGAUGGUGCCAGGCUCCGAGGAAUUCGCCAGCGGGUGAAGAGAAUCGAAAACGAUGUGGACAAGAGCUUCUUUCAUCAGGAAAACGUCCGCGCCUUGACGAAGGGAGUCAAGAAUGUGAUGGGAUUGAAGCCUGGAGCGACACCAACAACAGGGAGCGACGUGGAGCCUGGGGCGGGAAAACCGUGGAAAAAACAUGGCAACAGGAACAAGAAGGAGAAAGUCCGCAGACUUUGCAAACACCUGGACGGGUGAAGGAAUGUCGGUUGCCGCCGCUACAAACUGGAUAACCCCCUGAAUAGUUUGCUACUCCUCAAUGGAGUAGUGCAACUAAGAAGGCAACACGGUAAAUCUGCGUAAGAAAUUGACUUCAGUUCAGCUCUUAAGACAUUUUGUUGGACACGCAUUCAUUUUUAAAAAAAAAUAAAGUGUUGAGUACAUGACAGUAUUUGAAAAUUGAAGUGACUUAGAAUGAUUCUGUUUCAGUGUGGAAGUUGUAAUCCACAUUAUACAGUGGGAAUUUAGAAUUUCUUCAGGUUGCGUGAAAAAAUUAAUUCUGUUCAGCACAAUAAAAAGGAAUGUUUGUCGUAGAACUACGACUCUUUCAAA
This is a messenger RNA of Callorhinchus milii (elephant shark), 2436 nucleotides long. It is a transcript of the gene lsg1, whose product is annotated as large 60S subunit nuclear export GTPase 1. Bases 67 to 2082 code for a protein of 671 amino acids. Gene Ontology annotation, cellular component: cytosol. The transcript has 14 exons. Gene Ontology annotation, biological process: ribosomal subunit export from nucleus. NCBI's taxonomy places the organism in Eukaryota, Metazoa, Chordata, Chondrichthyes, Chimaeriformes, Callorhinchidae. Gene Ontology annotation, molecular function: GTPase activity; GTP binding. The record is from RefSeq and is a predicted model, not a curated record.